This is a messenger RNA of Mytilus trossulus (common blue mussel), 5261 nucleotides long. RefSeq names its product sodium-dependent dopamine transporter-like. Gene Ontology annotation, biological process: dopamine uptake involved in synaptic transmission; sodium ion transmembrane transport. Gene Ontology annotation, cellular component: neuronal cell body membrane; neuron projection; plasma membrane. The record is from RefSeq and is a predicted model, not a curated record. NCBI's taxonomy places the organism in Eukaryota, Metazoa, Mollusca, Bivalvia, Mytilida, Mytilidae. The transcript has 16 exons. Gene Ontology annotation, molecular function: dopamine:sodium symporter activity. Bases 526 to 2445 code for a protein of 639 amino acids.
UAGAGUGAAUCGUCACUAAGGAAACGUAUCUUGUAACUGUGCGUAUACGUUGCUGAAAUUCACUAUACUUGCUUUUAUGUCACGUGUAGGGAGCGCGAAGUAGUGGUGUAGCACUUUAAGGUUUGAUUUGAAGGAUUUGUUGAAAAUUAUAUUAUAUAUUUUAACACGAGAUAUAUGAAAGAGAGCUAUGCACACUGCGAUAGUAUUUUCUUAAAUUCCGUUUACAUGCAGAUGAAUGGAUGUAUAGUGUUUGAGAGUAUGGAAUUGCUUUAGGUGUCUGCUGCAAGUACUAGAUCAGACACGUGACCUCAGAAGCAAGGAAUUUGUUUGCAUAACUUUGAUUUAGUCUAGGACCGUGAGAACUUCGGAAUGGAUUAUCGAAAAAGUUUUUGUAACAAAAAUUAAUGGAUUUUCAAUCAACUUUAAAUCGCCAAAUUCAGAACACAAUAUUAAAUUCCUGUUACAUGUAUAAGACGUAAAUAUAUGUGACGCUUUCUCAGUGAUGACGUAAUUUACAAACUCAGAAUGAAUGACUUUGAAGCCGACGUUAAGCCACUGGCCGUAAAUGCAGUGGCGGAAACAACGCCUCUAGCAAUGGAAAAGACGGAGAAGACUCCGUUUGAUAAUCCGGAUAAAAUAGAUGAGAAACCGGAAGAGAGGGAGACGUGGAACAAAAAGAUAGAUUUUUUAUUGUCUGUGAUAGGUUUUGCUGUUGACUUGGCAAAUGUUUGGAGGUUUCCAUACCUUUGCUAUAAAAAUGGCGGAGGAUGUUUUUUAAUACCAUAUGUAAUGAUGUUAGUAGCAGCUGGUAUACCUUUGUUUUAUAUGGAAUUGGCUUUAGGUCAAUUCAACAGGACAGGAGCUAUCACUUGCUGGGGAAAUCUGUGUCCGCUUUUUAAAGGUAUAGGUUGGGCUGUAGUUUUAAUUGCAUUUUAUACAGACUUUUUCUACAAUAUCAUCAUAGCAUGGGCCCUUCAUUUCUUGUUUAGUUCUUUCACAAGUGAACUUCCAUGGAGUUCCUGUGGACAUGAAUGGAAUACAGAACACUGUUAUGACGGGACAUACCGUGGUUCGUUAACUGACUCAAAUUCUACCAAUGGGACCACGUCUUUUUCAAUAUUUGAACAAAUAACAGUUACUGCAAGCAGUAAUAUAAGUGCAAAUAUAACGACGAAUGUCACCCGGAUAUUCCGAACAUCUCCUGCAGAAGAAUAUUUCAAUCGUGGUAUGUUAAAAUUACAUAAAAGCACGGGGAUUUUUGACGUUGGUGGAAUAAACUGGGAGAUCACUUUGUGUCUCCUUGGUGUAUAUGUCAUCUGUUACUUCAGUAUGUGGAAAGGAAUUCACACAUCGGGAAAGGUUGUAUGGUUUACAGCUUUGUUUCCGUAUGUAGUUUUGUUUAUUUUGAUGAUAAGAGGAAUGACACUAGAUGGCGCCUGGACAGGGAUUUAUUACUACCUCACCCCUAAUACCACAAAACUUCAGGAAUCACAGGUAUGGGUAGAUGCUGCAACACAAGUGUUUUUUUCAUUGGGUCCAGGAUUUGGUGUUUUACUUGCAUUUGCUAGUUAUAAUGAACUUCAUAAUAAUGUUUAUAGAGAUGCUUUGAUCACAAGUGCAAUUAAUUGUUUGACUAGUUUUUUCUCGGGCUUUGUCAUCUUCAUGAUAUUAGGAUACAUGGCUGAAAAAGCAGGCGUCCAUAUUUCUAGUGUUGCCCAAGAAGGUCCUGGACUAGUAUUUAUCGUUUACCCGGAAGGUAUUGCAACAUUACCCGGUGCACCAUUUUGGGCCGUUAUAUUUUUCUUGAUGCUUCUCACUCUUGGGCUGGAUAGUUCCUUUGGAGGUUCAGAAGCAAUCAUCACAGCCUUAUCAGAUGAAUUUCCUAUAUUGCGGAAACACAGAGAGUUGUUUGUCUUCUGUCUCUUUGCUCUUUACUUUAUAGUUGGCCUGGCGUUUUGUACAGAGGGCGGAGUCCUUGUUGUGAACUUAAUGGAUAAUUUUGCUGCCGGAUAUUCUAUAUUGUUUGCAGUUUUCUUUGAAACUAUGGUUGUUUCGUGGGUCUAUGGAGUUGGCCGAUUUUCUGGUGACAUUGAAACCAUGAUUGGACAUGGACCUGGACCUUAUUGGAGAAUCUGUUGGAUGGUGGUUGCACCAGUUUUCCUCCUGGUGAUCAUGUUGUAUGGUGUAAUAUCAUUCCAACCAAUCACAUAUGCGGAUUAUGUCUAUCCCGAUGGAGCAAAUAUCAUUGGUUGGUUUGUGGCUGGUUCCUCGGUCAUAUGCAUUCCAUUGUUUGCCCUUAUAGGAUUUUGUCAAGCAAGCGGGUCUCCAGUAGAGAGGAUACGUUAUUUACUUAAACCAACAAAAGACAGAGACAAUUAUAUCAAAGCAACAUACAAUGACGUCAGAAUGAAUGGUGGGGCAGACGUUGGAGGAGAAAGUGUAUAACUAGUCAUAAGAUAAUCAUCACGUGACUGCCAAUUUACAUAUUCAUGAAACCAGUAUAGAAAUCUCCCGUUUAUUGAUUGGUCAAAUCAUAUAAUUAUGUUUGAUAUGAAUGAGCUCAGAGUAUACUUAUUGAUAGUAUUUGUUCAAUCAUGAAGAUGUUACAAUAAGAUUUAUGUGAAAACGAGAAUUACAUGUUUGCAUCAAAUUAUAUAUGUGGUAGUUUUGUCAAGCUGAACUGUUUGCAUAUAUAAUGUCAAAUGAGUGUUCCAAGAAACAUAUUUGUAUCAGAAGUUCUCAAAUGAUACCGUUUUAAUUAUUCGGGUUCAAAACGACUGAAUAGUUCUUGACAGACUAUGUAACGUGUGGUUUGUUUUUCUUUUUUAAUUUUGAAAUAUCUGCCAUAAGAUAUAUUAUAUAUCUCUCGUAUAAGGAAAGUAUAACAGCAUAUAUUUUUUGGAUGUCGUUCAAACUUUGGUAAAAAGAUAGAUUUAAGCGAUAGCAUAUAUUGGAUGCUCGAAACUGAUAAUUUUUUGGUUAAAGUAGAGAGGUUAACAACAACAUGAAGUACGUAAGCCAAAGGGCGUGUACAUGCUGAGUAUAGAAAUUGACUGCACACAUACGUUUUGUAGAUGUAAAAAAAAUUGAAUCCCAAAUAAAUAUAUCACAAGAAAUUCAACUGUAUUCCUACAACUUUUACACAGUUUCCGUCUUAUUUUUUUUUGUUUACUAGGAAAUGAGAAAAUACCACUUCCUUAGUACUGUAUAUAUGAUGAAAUUUUCAUGUGCAAUAAUACAAUAUAAUUACUUAAUGUGUAAUAAUCUUGUAAAAUAUUGAUGUUUUAUUAUUCAGAUUUGUUUUGUAAAACAAGUGAUGUUGUAAAUUGUUCUUACGUGUAAUUGGCAAUACUAUAACAGUGAAAUUUGUAUUGGAUUUUGUGUACAACAACUUACACGUGUACAGUGUUUUUUAAUAUGUGAUUAAGCAUGGCAUAAAGAUUUAACUUUCAAAUCUAUGUUCACAAGAGCAAUAAGACAUUUCUGUAUUCCUUUUGAUGUAUAUGUGUUGAAGAGAAUCAUUUACAGGUUUUAACAUUGUAUGUAAUUUCUUCUCUUAGCUAACUCAAAAGAAUAACGGGUGUACUUAUUUUAUGUCAGAAAGGUUUCAAUGUAUAUACUUUCUCAGCUAUGAAUCCGGUUGUUUUUACAAAAAGUGAUAGGAAGAUUCGUGUAUCUCUUUUUUAUGAAUAAACUUUUUUUUUUAUUAUUAUUAUUACAUUUGUAUUCUUAUCAAUUUUUUUAUAUAUAUAUAUUUACUUACUUGACAAAUAUUUUUUAUCCAAUCUCGGAAUGCUGUUUGACCUUUUUGGGUAUAUUGAUGUAUUUUCAAUCCACUUUUUAUUCGUUUUUAAACAGUAACCCUGUUCUACAGAAACCCAAGGAAAUAUCAUUCAUGAAAUGCAUUUAUAGUGAAGUACGGGUUUCGAAUAAUUUACUACUAUGUAAUUUUUCGUUUAUUCAAUUUUAUUUGUAUUCUCUGUGAUGUCUUUGAACAUAAAUUCUCAUUAGUCCUCCUUCCCAUACAUGUUACAAAAAAAUGUAACUAUACUAGACUAUGUAAGCAGACAAUGGGCAAUGAAUAACUUUUAUUCGUAUAUCAUUACGUGGAUAUAAUAGUCUUUUCACUUAAAUUUCAUUAAAUAUACACAGAGGCCUUUACCUCGAAUAUUUAUAUCUAUUUUUUCACCUAAUUAGUAUUUUCCAUGAUUUUGAUUUUAAUUAAUGAUGAAAAUGAUGGACUUAUUUUAAACGCCCCGUUAUAAAUAUCACAAAAUAUAUUUCAACAUGUAAGGACAACGUAUACAUACUUCGGAUAUAUUUCAAAUUUCAUAGAAUUUUUGUCCAAUUAGUUCUUGUUCAACUUGUGUUCAUGUCAAUUAAGAUUGGCUGAGAAUAAAAAAUUGUGAUUUUGCAUUGUGUGACAUUUAUUUUGACGUGAUUGACACUUCAUGUAUCGAGACAACUUAAGAAAAAUGAAGAAUCCGUUGACCUCCUGAUAUUUUCAUAUCAAAUACACCCUUUGUUAUACGCAAUUUCCUAAAUUAGUAAUAUAUAAAUGGAAAAAAAAACACUUUUUUAUAUACAUUCUUUACAUUAAUAGAUAUAUUUACUUUUUGGUAGGGAUGUUGUCUCUUUGACAUAAUCCAUUCUCAAUUUUAUGAAACCAACAAGGAGACCAUUAUAUAAUGAGAAAGUGACUAAAUAUACUAUCGUAUUAUAAAUUGCACCAUGCUGUGGGUCUCGAUAAAAAAAAAGAAGAGUACUCUUCCAAUUAUAUUCCACCCACUUCCAUGUAAGUCUGUGCAUCAAGCAUUUCCAUCAUCAUUUGCAAAUAACCUUUUCUACCUUUUCUAUGGUUUCUUUUCCAUAGCCCCAAAAAGGCAUAAGGACAUAAUGUAAUGUGGAUUUAUUAAUUUUUCGUGGGAACAAAUUUUCGUGGAUUGAGAAAAAAACACUUUUGAGGAUAUUUUAACUUCGAGGUUUUUCUCAAGCCUGCAUACAAUUUGUGAUUGAGCAUUGAAAUUCGUGGUUCACCUAUACGCACGAAAUCCACGAAAAAUAAUGAAUCCACAGUAAUUUUAAAGAUGAACACCAAUCUGCCAUAUGUUCCACACGAACAAUGAUCUACAGAGAAGUGCCUUAAUCGGUAUCUCUAGCAAUAUGAACAGUAUUGUAUAUGAUGUUAGUGUUGUAAAAUGUUGUUGUUAAUGUUGUAUAGUAUACAUUUGUAUAUUGUAUAAUAAAAUUGAUAAAUGUAA